Molecule: messenger RNA, 526 nt
Organism: Nycticebus coucang (slow loris)
Lineage: Eukaryota; Metazoa; Chordata; Mammalia; Primates; Lorisidae
Product: neuroplastin-like
Exons: 1
Coding region: 1-525 (174 amino acids)
Biological process (GO): dendrite self-avoidance; axon guidance; homophilic cell-cell adhesion
Cellular component (GO): axon; plasma membrane
Molecular function (GO): cell-cell adhesion mediator activity
Source: RefSeq, a predicted model, not a curated record
AUGUCGGGUUCGUUGCUCCCCAGCGCCCUGGCCCUCUCGCUGCUGCUAGUCUCUGGCUCCCUCCUCCCAGGGCCGGGCUCGGCUCAGAACACGGCUCCUGACAUCACCGGCUACAAACGCAGCGAGAACAGGAACGAGGGGCAGGACGCCAUGCUGUACUGCAGGUCGGUUGGCCACCCCCAGCCCGAGUGGACCUGGCGCAAGAAGGAGAACGGCGUCCCCAGGGAGCUCGUCAACACUUCCGGCCGCUUCUUCAUCACCAACAAGGAAAAUUACACGGAGCUGAACAUCAUGAACCUCCAGAUCAAAGGCGACCCCGGCGAGUACGAAUGCAGUGCCACCAACCCCAUGGGCUCGGCUGCUGUUGUCACUCGCCUCAGGGUGCGGAGCCACCUGGACCCCCUCUGGCCUUUCCUGGGAAUUCUGGCUGAAAUCUUCAUCGUCGUGGUGAUCAUUGUCGUGCAUGAGAAGAGGAAGCGGCCGGACGACGUUCCUGAGGAUGACGAUGAACCCGUUGGCCAGUGAA